Molecule: messenger RNA, 2929 nt
Organism: Hypomesus transpacificus
Lineage: Eukaryota; Metazoa; Chordata; Actinopteri; Osmeriformes; Osmeridae
Product: tubby protein homolog
Exons: 12
Coding region: 237-1931 (564 amino acids)
Biological process (GO): protein localization to cilium
Cellular component (GO): cilium
Source: RefSeq, a predicted model, not a curated record
AGUUUAAGUGCCUUAUCCCUUCUUAAUCCACUUUACCUUCUGUUGCGUGCAGGUGGGUAUGUCAGAUGAAGAUAAAGAACGAGAGAGAAUGGUUUUAUUGUGGCAGUAGUAUAGGCUAGUUUGUGUUCCCAUAUCAUGGACUUGAAACAACAGUUGACGAGAUUUUGAUAUUGUGGGUUUUCAGAGGGCGCCUAUUGGGAACAUUAUCUGUUGUGGAUCAAUACCUUAAGAGGACCAUGGAGGACCCGGAUUUACGUCAACAAAAGCUGGACAAUCAGCGGUCCCUUCUGAUGAAGAAACAGCAGAGGAGGCGGGCCGAUGCCCAAAUGGUCACAGCCAAUCGAGACGCGCGGCCCAAGAAGAGCAAACAGAAGUCUGGUGGGGCUGAUGACACGGCCCUGUUGAUUAGCCAAUCCCAGAGCAACAACUCCUUGAAUGACUCACAGGUUGAACAUGCCCAUGACAACCCACUGGAGGAAAUCAGCCUAGGAGAACUUAGUAUCCAAACAAAUGGAGCCUCAGAGGAGAUGACGCCAGAGAAGCCCAUCAUUACCAAGACCAUGGACCUAGAAAUGGACUCACAGCCAAACCCCAAAUAUGACCUAGAAAAUGGUGAACAAGUGGAGGAAAAGAAGACCAAGAAGAAAGGAGUUAAAAAAGGGUCAACUAAACAGUUGGAACAGACUGAGGAUGAAGAAGUACAAGGAGAGAAAGACAAGAAGGAAAAAGAGAAAGAGAAGAAAGAAAAGAAGACCAAGAAAAAGGACAAAGUGAAAGGAGCGGCCUCUGACGGUAAAGAUAAAGGAGCCAAAGCCAAUGACUCACACACAGAGCCAGAAUGUCCAGCCAUUCAGAUAGACUCAGUCACGGAGCUUCCCAAAUUAAACAUGCCCCUGGACAGAGAUGAUGAGGAGGGGAGGGACUGGUCGAAAAGCCCUGUUCCAUCGACACCCAGAAAGAAACAACUGAACACAUCAAGGUGCCAAAUAAGCGACAAUGAGAGCAGGGAUGAUGAAAUUCUCGAGAGAGAGAAAACACCAAGAAAGACAAAAAAAGGGGAGAAAACCAAGACCAACCUGGCAUCCCUUAACACCAAUUCCAGGCAACAGUCCACCUCAGACAAUGACUCAAUUGGAAGAUCCUCUCCCCUGUCGGUGGAGGACCUGGAACAGUUUGCCCUGCGUCCUGCCCCCAGGGAUACGACCAUUCAGUGUAGGAUCACACGUGACCGGAGGGGUGUGGAGAAGGGGAUGUAUCCCACCUACUACCUCCACAUGGAGAAGGAAGAUGGCAAGAGGGUUUUCUUAAUGGCAGGCAGGAAGAGAAAAAAGUGCAAAACUUCCAAUUACCUUAUCUCCAUCGAUCCCACAGAUCUGUCUAGAGAUACUAACAGUUACAUUGGCAAAUUAAGAUCCAAUGUUUUGGGCACAAAGUUCACCGUAUACGACGGUGGAGAGAACCCAGACAAGAAGCCCUUCAUCAAAGAGAGCGAAUCAGUCCGUCAAGAGCUGGCUGCCAUCUGCUACGAGAGGAAUGUUCUUGGAUUUAAGGGCCCAAGGAAAAUGAUCGUUAUCAUUCCUGGCAUGAAGGACAAUGAUGAAAGAGUGUGCAUUCGUCCAAAAAGCGAUAUAGAAUCUCUGCUGACCCGCUAUGAGAAUGGGAAUAGUGAAAACCUGGUCAACCUGAUGAACAAGUCACCCAGCUGGAAUGAGCAGACCCAGUCCUAUGUGCUCAAUUUCCAUGGGCGCGUCACUCAGGCCUCAGUCAAAAACUUUCAGAUCGUCCACCCCGACAACGAGGACUACAUAGCGAUGCAGUUUGGCCGCGUGGCCGAGGAUGUCUUCUCCAUGGACUACAGCUUCCCCAUGUGUGCCCUCCAAGCCUUUGCCAUCACUCUGUCCUCCUUCGAUGGCAAACUGGCCUGCGAGUGAAAGUCUUUAACAGUGGCUCAACAGUUGUGGAUAACUCAACUAUUACUCAAAUAGUAUUUGUAUUUAUUGUAAAUGUGGAUUCUAGCUCUGGCCAUGUUUGUUGUUGUUUUUGUUUUUAAGGUCUGAGGUUGAUCAAUUUUAUCAAACAUAUGUUCAAUGAAAUUUAUGAGGUACUGAACAAGUUUAAAGUACUAGUUUUCCAUUUCUGUUAUUUAAGUAGAUUAUCGUUGAGGCUGAAAACAUUAGACAAUCUGGAGGUUAAUCUCUGUCCUCCGGGGAUGUCAUGUGGUUAGGCACUUUCCUCUGUAUAUUAUAAUCACUAAAGUAUGAUAAGCACAGGGACAUGUAAAAGCAUCAACAAAACAAAAAAACAAAAUCUGCAAAAGGGUUCAAACCCUUACUGCUAUAGUGCAUAAAUAUCAAUUUCAAUUGACCAUUAACUGCAUGAAGACUGCUCGAAAUCACAAAUAAGUCCAUUUGUAGUAUUAACUUAAAAUAUUGUUUACAUUCCACUGGAUAUUGUGUGCAACGUCUAAGUGAGUUGCACAAUAAUGUCUGUAUUUAAGACAACUGAAUUUAUGAAGACAAAUAAACAAUACUGAAUUUACCCCCUUUGAGUGGUUAAUAAUUCUAUUACCUAUUUCAACAUUUUGACAAAAGAAUUGAGGUUUGUUCUUGACAUGGUUUUAGUGUAUAACUGGCCUCUAUCAGCCCCCAACUGUGCCCAAAGUCAUCUGAUCACUUGGAAUAAACACUAUUAUAAGCCAAAUGAAUUAAUUACUGCUUGUCUGUACGUUUAGUUUGUGUGUUCAGUUGAAAGUAAAACUAUGGCGGAAACACUUAUCUUUGGGAGUGAAUGCAUAUAACAAUCUAAGUUACUUUAACCAAAAGUUUGAGGGAGAUGCUGAUAGGGGCUACAACUCAAGAUGUCUUAACUUGCGCAAUGUCACAAGUUCUUGUCUACAAGAACACUGUCACAGAUAAUAGACUGUUGUGCU